CAGCCGCUGAGUAGCCAUUUUGGUCCCACCUAAAACAGACGGAGCAGCUUCACUUUGGGUCGUCGGAGAUGGAAGAAAUCCGACUCGACGGCGAGUAUUUUAGUCACCGAAACCUCGUGAAUCCCUCCUGGAAACACCGGACGGUGACACUCGACGCCAUGGCUUCCUUUUAAACAGUUUUUUGAGGGAAAGAAUACAACCUUUGGGGGCUAAUUCUGUUUUUUUGAAGUGGCGACCAACAUCGCCUUAACGUUACUUUAGUUAGCUUCACUUGACACGGGCACUGAUUCGAGUUUUACACCUGGGCCCGAGGGUUACGCGUCAUGUGAGUAAGCGAACCUCAGAUUGUUACGGUAUUUUUCUAAAUUAUUUUUUUAGUGAGGGAUUUUUUUUUAUUCCGGUCCCCUACAGUUCAGGUGCUCGGUUCUAACACGUCCGGUUUGGUGUUGAAAAUUGUCACGAUCCAUGCGGAGACAGCUUCCCCCCGGAGAGCCCAGCUGCACCGCAACGCCAUAAGCUACGGGGAUUCUUUCCGGUUACCGGAGUAAAGGAAGUGUCGGGGGAUAUUUUUUCUUUUUGGUGGGUGGCGGAGUCAUCAGACGGCGACUGGUGGGAUUAAGGACAAAUAAAAGAGAUGUCAACAAAAACUCCUCUGCCAACGGUCAACGAGAAGGUGACUGAGAGUCACACCUCCCACAGCAAUGGACGCCAGGAGGUCAGCGCCCGCUCGGCCCGGACCGGCGUCCGAUCCCGCGGCUCCGAGGAGCCGCAGCAGCCCCACGUGGGGAACUACCGGCUGCUCAAAACCAUCGGCAAGGGCAACUUCGCCAAGGUGAAGCUGGCCCGGCACAUCCUGACGGGCCGAGAGGUGGCGAUCAAGAUAAUAGACAAGACGCAGCUGAACCCAAACAGCCUUCAGAAGCUCUUCAGGGAAGUUCGAAUAAUGAAGAUUUUGAAUCACCCAAAUAUCGUCAAGCUCUUUGAGGUGAUCGAGACGGAGAGGACGCUCUACCUGGUGAUGGAGUACGCCAGCGGAGGGGAGGUGUUUGACUACCUGGUCGCACACGGACGGAUGAAGGAAAAAGAGGCCAGAGCUAAAUUUAGACAGAUUGUAUCGGCGGUGCAGUACUGCCACCAGAAGCACAUCGUUCACAGGGACCUCAAGGCGGAGAACCUGCUCCUCGACGCCGACAUGAACAUCAAGAUCGCCGACUUCGGCUUCAGCAACGAGUUCACGAUGGGCAACAAGCUGGACACGUUCUGCGGGUCGCCGCCCUACGCCGCGCCCGAGCUCUUCCAGGGGAAGAAGUACGACGGGCCCGAGGUGGACGUGUGGAGCCUCGGGGUCAUCCUGUACACGCUGGUCAGCGGCUCGCUGCCCUUCGACGGCCAGAACCUGAAGGAGCUGCGCGAGCGCGUGCUGCGCGGGAAGUACCGCAUCCCCUUCUACAUGUCCACGGACUGCGAGAACCUCCUCAAACGCUUCCUGGUGCUCAACCCGUCCAAGCGGGGGACGCUCGAGCAAAUCAUGAAGGAUCGAUGGAUCAACGCCGGGUUUGAGGAGGACGAGCUGAAGCCGUACAUCGAACCGGAGCUGGACAUCACGGAUCAGAAGAGAAUCGAUGUGAUGGUCGGGAUGGGCUACAACCUGGAGGAGAUCCAGGAGUCUUUGGCCAAGAUGAAGUAUGACGAGAUCACAGCCUCCUACCUGCUGCUGGGCCGCAAGGCCUCCGAGAUGGAGCCCACUGAUUCGGCCUCCAGCAGCAACUUGUCUCUGGCCAAGGCGAGGCCGAGCAGCGAGCUCAACGGACAGUCGCCCUCCCACCUCAAGGUGCAACGCAGCGUCUCCUCCAAGCAGAGGCGCUACAGCGAACAGGUCGGUCAGAACGUCCCUCCUGGGAUGUCCCACCCAAAGAGGAGUCAGACCACCACAGCGGAGAACAGCGCCAAGGAGGAAGGUGGAGUCCAGAUGCGUAAACCCAGCACGCCGGGGGGGCGCGGCGCUCCGCCCGCCUCCCCCCUGCUGGGCAACGCCAACAACCCCAACAAGGCCGACAUCCCCGACCGCAGGAAAGGCGCCACCACCGGAUCGAGCAGCAACGCGGCGGCGGUGGCGGCGGCGGCGGGGAUGACCCGGAGGAACACGUACGUCUGCAGCGACCGGAACAACGGCGACCGGCUGUCCGUCAUCCCCAACGGGAAGGAGAACAGCAGCGUUGCAGCGUCGCCCGGCGGCCAGAGGAACCCGGUGGCGUCCAUCAACAGCAUCGCCAACGCCUCCACGCCGGACCGCCUGCGCUUCCCGCGGGGCACCGCCAGCCGCAGCACCUUCCACGGCGGCCAGCUGAGGGACCGCCGCACGGCCACCUACAACGGCCCCCCCGCCUCGCCCACGCUGUCCCACGACGCCACGCUCCUCUCCCAGACCCGCAGCCGUGGGACCAGCAACCUCUUCUCCAAGCUCACCUCCAAGCUCACCCGCAGAAACAUGUCAUUCAGGUUUACCAAAAGAGUCUCAACAGAGUUUGAGAGAAACGGGAGACUUGAGGGCUCAAGUCGCCAUGUACCUGGGGAUCAAAAAGGGGAAAACAAAGACGGUAAACCCCGCGCCCUCCGAUUCACUUGGAGUAUGAGGACCACCAGCUCCAUGGAGGCCUGUGACAUCAUGCGGGAGAUCCGCAAGGUGCUCGACGCCAACAACUGCGACUACGAGCAGCAAGAGAGCUUCCUGCUGCUGUGCGUGCACGGGGACGGGCGGGCGGAGAACCUGGUGCAGUGGGAGAUGGAGGUCUGCAAGCUGCCGCGCCUCUCGCUCAACGGCGUCCGCUUCAAACGGAUCUCCGGCUCGUCCAUCGCUUUCAAAAACAUUGCUUCCAAAGUUGCCAACGAGUUAAAGCUAUGAGCAAAAGAGAAAGAAAAAAAAAAGGGGGGGGGUUCAAAGUAUAUAAAUAUAUAUAUCUAGAAGUAUUUAAGCUGUACAAUCAUCCAAGUAGCAGUUUCCAAAUGUCUCCUUUUUUUAAAACAAAAUACAGAGUAUGUAUUGAAUAUUCUAAUGUAUAGAUUAAGGCUUUUGGCAAUAAUCACUGAAUUACCUACUAAUAUCUGUCUGUUGAGGCCGACAUUAAUGAGUUGAAUAUGAUUUGUCGUGCUGUGAAUGUGGACAAAACAAUGAAACAUUUCUAUUCUUAUUUAUUUCAUCUUUUUUUGUUUUGAUUUUUCCUGCUGGGAAAAAUCAAAACAAAUGAUGUAGUUUUCUUUUUGUUUUCAGUGUAAAUAAUCUACUUUCCACAAGGCUUCACUGCAAUACGCAUUGUUCUUUUUGUAUUUCGUUUAAAAACUAGAGAUGUGGAGUCUGUAAAUGGUCACAUGGUUUAAGGGUCACCCAUGUCUCAAUUAAAGUGUAUCAACUUGAAA
Pungitius pungitius (ninespine stickleback) is the source of this 3414-nucleotide messenger RNA. RefSeq names its product MAP/microtubule affinity-regulating kinase 3a (gene mark3a). Gene Ontology annotation, molecular function: protein serine/threonine kinase activity; ATP binding; tau-protein kinase activity. Gene Ontology annotation, cellular component: cytoplasm; plasma membrane. NCBI's taxonomy places the organism in Eukaryota, Metazoa, Chordata, Actinopteri, Perciformes, Gasterosteidae. Gene Ontology annotation, biological process: microtubule cytoskeleton organization; intracellular signal transduction; protein phosphorylation. The record is from RefSeq and is a predicted model, not a curated record.